Messenger RNA from Cantharellus anzutake, 1560 nucleotides. RefSeq lists its product as uncharacterized. The transcript has a single exon. The record is from RefSeq and is a predicted model, not a curated record. Lineage: Eukaryota; Fungi; Basidiomycota; Agaricomycetes; Cantharellales; Hydnaceae. The coding region runs from base 1 to 1560 and encodes 519 amino acids.
AUGCUGAGGUCCAUGACCCCACCCUUAGUGCCUCUGCCUUGGCCUUUGCCCUCACUCUGGAAAGGUGGGGGGUUCCCCAUUGGAGGGUGGAGUAUGGCGAGAAAUGCUUUGCAGUGUCUCGGUCAUGUCCACCUUUACUUGACCAGGUGGCGGAGCUUGCUCUUCAAUGGGAGAUAUGGAACCGAGUCCAAGGAUCCAAAAGGCGCUGUGAAGGGGGACAUCAUUGUAGGAUUUGACUUUGUUGUUAUGGCAACCGCUACACGUACCCGCCCACAGCAAUUCUUGUUUGCGGCCCCGAAUGACGAUCACUCUGCCCAGCACUUUGUCAUGGAGCAAUGCCUCCAAGCGCUUGCCCCCAACGGAGAUCCUACUUCCUUCAAACGCUUCUCCAGCAUGAUGAAGAACAUCCUUCAGGGAGUCUGGCUUGGGUUGAAAUAUGAAGAGGGUCUGCAUCGUAGUACAGCCUUGGAAGGCAGGAAAUGGAAGAGCAUGAGAAUCCCAUUCCCCAUUGGCACACAUGCUCCACUCAUGGCAGCAUUUGUCAAAAUCCCUUUCUCGUACUACCACCCUCAACACCCCCUUCCAUCAUCCAUCCAAACGGUGCCUGUUAUCAGUGUUCCCUUGUCAUCUGCCACUGGCCCUGCCACCACCGACACUUGGCUAGGUAUAUCCAUACGCCUGUCAGGCCCGGUACUGGAGCUAUGCGGUGAUCUGGAUGCAGUGAAGCAGUGGGGGGUUCUUGCCUAUCAUGAAGUCCAUGCCCCAACAGUGAAUCAGAAAGUGGACAGCUGGGAUGGGUCGACACACUGUCUCAACCUACUCUGCAAGACACAAGACAGUGCUCACAGUCUCAGGCGAUACCUCCAAGCAAGAUUCCCAGGUGUGACUAUCAGAGAUAUUGCCAUGCAUGACUAUACACCCAGCGGAUACAUUGGGGUAUAUGAGCUUGGAUUUGUUGGUGAGGUCUUUUCUCGUGGGCUCAACCAAACCAUGAUCCAGACUCUCUUGGACCGUGCACCUGCCCUGCUAAUCCCUCAAGGCCCAGACACCUUGCCAACUGAGACAACGGAGCUGUGGACCUGGAUGUACUCCCAAGACCUCUUUGAAUACAAUCGCUUCCGGAUUAUGACGACAACGUCCAGCCAAGGACGUUUACCAUUCAAAGUGGUUGAGGUGACCUUCAAACAAGACGUGCUCGAAAAGAUGUGCCUGUGCAGGCCCUUUGAGUUGAGCAAAGAGGAACAUUUUGCUCUCCUUCAUUUCUGCCUUAUCCUUUGUCGCCUUCGCCGCUUCAAACGCGCAUUCCAUCAACGAAUCUACCCCUCAGAGGGUUCUAUCUAUCCUGGUGUCAUUUGUUUCAUUGCCAGUUCUGCAAGGCAACUUUUUGAGGGCAUCGAACUACGAACAAACGAGAUGCUGAAGAGGUCAGGGAACCUGUCUCAAGAGGAGUUUGAGUCCAUUCAUUGGCAGCCAAAAACUGGCCUCUUUACACUCAAAGUGGUGGAGAAUCCACCUGCUCCCCUAAACAAGCUGACCACAGAGGAACUACGGGGGUUGUAG